GAGCCGGCAGCUUUAUUAGUAAGCGUUUCCCAGUCUUCGGGGAAAUCUAAUUUCUCAAAUAGAUCAGAGCCUCUUCAAACGCAGCUUUCAGUUGCCAUCCACCGGGGGACAAACGGGGAGGAGGAAGUUUGUCAGAAAAGACCUUCUCUGAGCCCAAGAGUGAUUACCAGAGGUGUCUCCAUCGACUGCCACCCACCUAAAGUCGAUAGUACUCGAAUGAGUACGCCGGUGCGGACUAUAUAAGAGAAGCGCAUGGCCCUGGAGGGCGCAUCCCCCCUCCCCGGGCUCAGCACCGACCGCCCCGCUCCGCGCCCGGCGGAGCCUCGGCGGGGACACGGGCUCUCGGGCGACGGCAGAGGACGUCUGGCCCCGGCCCGCGGCCGCUCGCCGGGGUUUGCCCGUGCUUGAAGGAAGCGCCGCAGAGAUGCGAGGGGCGAAGAAACGCCAGGCGCUGCCCGCCAUCGUGCUCCUGCUGCUGGCCUCGGCCCCGCCGCCGCCGGGCGCCGAGGGCAGGGACGUGCCCGCCGCCGGAGCCGAGCGGGGGGCGCUCCUCGACCUGCUCCUGCAAGCCCUGGGCGACGACGGCCGCCCGCUGCCCCCCCGGCCCCCACGGCGGGACCGGGUCAUCUCCCGGCGGUACAGUGGCGGCGCCCCGCCGCCCGACCCCAGACCCAUCACCGCCGCCGCCGCCGCCCCCCGGCAGCCCCCUGCGGUACGAGAAAUUUUCCCAAGAGAUUCCAGUCUAAAAGACAAGUUCAUAAAACAUUUUACAGGGCCAGUCACAUUUUCAUCAGAGUGUAGCAAGCACUUUCAUCGGCUGUAUCACAACACAAGGGACUGCUCAACGCCAGCUUAUUAUAAAAGGUGUGCAAGGUUGCUAACAAGAUUAGCAAUGAGCCCUUUGUGUACACAGUCCUAGGAUGUUUGUUAUACUUUCUACUAAGGAGAGAAUUCUGAUUUGCCAAGAAAGUGCCUUGAAAUCUUCCAAGACAGAGAAGACAUCUUUUACCUUUUUGAUUUACAACAUUUUGUUACUAGAUGCAUUUUAUUUUCAUAUAUUUGUUGGACAUUCCAUAUUUGUGUGAAACAUUUUAUUUUAAUUUGUAAAUUUGUUGCCUAUAGUUCAGACAAGACAAUUAUUUAAAUACAUUGUAUAUAAAGAAUACUAAUAAUAUACUGAUUAAAUGUUAUAACCACAUGCAGGGAGUUGGUAAAAAAAUUGGUGUUUCUCUUGUUCCAUUGUAUUUACAUCAUUUUGCUCAGGCUCUUACUUUCAUUAUUUGCACUAACUUGAAAUGCUGAAGUCUAUGUAACUGAAAUCUGAAUAAGCUGUGGGGAAGUUUUACUUGCCAUGGAAGAUAUUUUAUAUUAUGAAGCUUUGUUAAUAUAUACAUAUAUAUUAUUGCGCAUCAGAAAAAAAAUGCUCAGAAAUGCACCUUGCUUUCAGGAACAUUUGUAUGACUAUUUGGGAUUAUCAUCAGUUACAUUUGUACUGGCACUUAUGGAAAGAGUUGCAAAUAAUGUAAAUAUAAAGACUGGAAAACUGCAAUGCAGUUUUGGUGGAAUAAAGAACAUAAAAAGAAACCGUUUCCCAGGGUGGGUAUUUAAAUUUAUUAAGGGGUUACUUAUUUAAUACACAUCUUUAAUUUACCUGGUGAAGUCAAAAUAAUUUUCCACUGAGAACUACAAACUCGUGGGUUUACCUUUUUUGCAUUUUUUUUUUUAAGUAAAUUUUAUUCAGGCAUUUAUUCUUCAGCUAAAUGCGGUGCCAACAAAAACACAUUAUGCACCCACUGUGAACAACAGAAACCUUCUGUGAGUGUGAAAAGAGCAUAAUAGCCCUGUAGAAGAGAAAAUACUGAGGGAAAAUAGUAUCAUAAAAUUGUAUCAUAAACUGAAGGGCAUAAUGAAAGUAUUUGGCUGGUAACACAUCAAACAAAUAUUUGGGAAGAUUCCAAAGCACAAUUACUUUCUUAUUUAAACUUAAAUUGUGGUGUUAACAGUUGCUACCCAUUUGUCUCAGUUCUAUUAUUCCGAGUAUUUUUGAUUGAUUGUCAAAGAAUCUGGUAUGAAGUAAGAAGCGAGAAUUUUAUGGUCAGGCAUAGAGUAAUUGACAACACAUGUUCACUGUGCCCAGAUCACAAUUCUUGUGAUUAAUUGACCAUUGAAAAGCACUGCCCCAGAUUGGUUGUGCCAUCCUUUCCCUCAGUGUAGGCUUUGUGAUCCUGAUACUUCUAUGGCCACUUAUGAGGAAAGACUAAGUGAGCUGGGCCUGUUUAGCCUAGAGAAGAAGAGAUGGAGAGGGGACCUUAUCAACCUUUAUAAAUACCUUUGGGGACAACGUAAAGAGGAUGAGGCCAAACUCUUCUCAGUGGUGUCCAGUGACAGGACAAGGGGUAAUGAGUAUAAAUUGAAGUACAGGAAGUUUCAUUGCCGUAUAUGGAAGAACUUUAUGGUUCAGGUGACAGAGAAGAAGGAGCAUACAGGAAGAAGCUGCCCAGAGAUGUUGUGGAGUCUCCUUCUUUGGAGAUAUUCAAAACCCACCUGGAUGUGAUCCUGUGUAAUGUGCUGUAGGUGAGUGGGGGCUUGGGCUAGAUGAUCUCCGGAGGUAACUCCCAACCUCAACCAUUCUGUGAUUCUGUGAUUACUUCUCCCUCUACAGAAUAGCAGGGAAAUGUUGCUCUGAG
Molecule: messenger RNA, 2687 nt
Organism: Anas platyrhynchos (mallard)
Lineage: Eukaryota; Metazoa; Chordata; Aves; Anseriformes; Anatidae
Gene: ALKAL1
Product: ALK and LTK ligand 1
Biological process (GO): positive regulation of ERK5 cascade; positive regulation of ERK1 and ERK2 cascade
Molecular function (GO): receptor tyrosine kinase binding; receptor signaling protein tyrosine kinase activator activity
Source: RefSeq, a predicted model, not a curated record